Closterium sp. NIES-65 is the source of this 1458-nucleotide messenger RNA. The record is from the annotation of a GenBank genome assembly. Lineage: Eukaryota; Viridiplantae; Streptophyta; Zygnematophyceae; Desmidiales; Closteriaceae.
AUGGGGAAGCCCAAAGCCAGGCCCGCCACAUGGGGGGCUGGCAAGGGGAAGGCAUCUGCUACUCAACCAAGAUCCAACAAAGCCGCCCGUCCACCCAGCGCAGGACGGACGCGGCUGCGGCUACAAGGUCAAGCGGGUCCUCCUGAGCAGACUCGGCAAGCCGUGCCAAAGGCCCAGGGCCAGGGCCGAGGGCAGCCCCGGGGGAGCCAGGCACGAAGCCAAUCAGGGGGAGGUACUGCUGCAACUCCUCCGCGGCCGACACUGCCGCUGACUGCUCCGCGGGCUGCAUCGCCUCGAUCUGCACCUCCUGCUGCAUUAGGGUCACGUGAAGCUGGUCGAGCACGUACGACAGGAGCGUCAAGCAAGUCCCCACGUGCAUCACGCGUUGCUCGACGAGAGACGGAGGCUCACCAAGAACCACCGCUGAGGGAGGAGGCGGGGCAGGAGGCGUCACCGGUCCCCACUAAUGCUGCACAGGGGGACCGCCAUAGGGGUACCGAUGGAACGACGGCGGGCCAGGUACUGACUGAGGGUUUCGUACGUGCAGGAGAGGAGACGGAGGAGCAUGGAAUACCGAGGGGAGAGGCUGCUGCGGACAGAAGGGCAAUGGAAAACGACGGAGUGGAGUUUGAACUGGCAGUUGCUGUGCUACCCUCGAUGGGGGCUGCGGGGAGGCCUCUGGUGGCUGAUGUUGAUGUGCCUGCGGCGGAGACGGAGGCAAUCCCGGUGUCUGCUGGCGGUCCUGCCGCUGCCUUUGACGGCGGCUCUGUUUUGCCCUCUGCCAUCCCGCGGGAUGCACAGACGGAGGUUGAGGAGACGAGGCUGGGCGCGGAUCUGGAGCUGAUCGCGGAGGUGGCGCUGUCCGCGUCACCGGCACCUGUAACGCCGACUGUGCUGGUGGCGGCGGUGUCUGCUGCGAUUGGGGAGCGGGGCCAUGCCCCGAUGGUGGAAGGCGCGUCGUCUGCCGCUGCGUGCGCCGAAACGCCUGUUGCUGUCGUGGCCGCAAGCAGGCAGGAGCACGGCCAGGCGGAGGGAGAGUUUGCGGGACCCGCGAGCGGCGUUUCUUCCGGCGCUGCACGUGCGAAGUCGAAGACAAGGCUAUGGGCCCAGCCAGUGCCGAGACGACCCGGAGCAGGGCUGGGACCUGGCUCCCCGGGACCCCUCCGGGGCUGGCAUCGGAGCGCCAUCAGAGCGAGCGCAUCGGUCGUCAUUGUUGAGCCAGCGGGAGGCGCCCAACACAACGAACGCCAUCGCGCACAACACCCGCCACGCGACGCGACGAGCGGCAAUAACCUGGGGACCGCCUCGGGGAGGCCGGACACCGUGGUUGCCGGCGGGACGUGGAGCUAUGGGCGAGGGGACGAGAGUGCCAACAGGCACGAGACGGACUCAGCGGGGGGUCGGUGCACAGGGAGCGCGCGGAGGACGAGGGAGAAGGGCACUGGUGGGGGGAUCUGA